AUGACUGGGAUUCCUUAUGGAGGAAAGGGGAGUGGAACUGCUGGUCCAGGAGCCACACAGACCGAAUUUAGCAGCGGGCACCAGCUGUGGUGGGUGCCCUGGAGGAACAAGGCUGUGUCAUCUAACCCGACUGCCCCUCAGAACGUCUCCUCCACCUACAGUGGGAUAACCAGUGAAAAAGAAGUCAUGGCUGACAAGUUCAAGGAUGCAAGUAACUUCGGCUUCCUGGAAGCAGCAGUUAAAAUCAGCCACACCUCCCCAGAUAUACCAGCAGAGGUCCAGAUGUCAAUGAAAGAGCACCUCAUGCGUCGCACGAGGAUUCAACGACAGGCCACAGAGCCAGCUUCUUCUACUAGGCAUAUUUCUUUCAAAAGGCAUUUGCCUCGUCAGAUGCAUGUGUCUAGUGUGGACUUUGGAACCGAUACUUUGCAAGUGACUGAGCAACCAACUAGCAUUGGAAGGAUAAAGCCCGAGCUGUACAAACAGAAAUCAGUGGAUUCUGAAGAUACCAAGAAGGAUGAUGCUAAGACAUGUGGAAAGAUCAACUUUACCCUAAAGUAUGACUAUGAAAUUGAAACCCUUAUAGUCAAAAUUCUUAAGGCAUUUGAUCUUCCUGCCAAGGAUUUUUGUGGAAGUUCUGAUCCUUAUGUGAAGAUAUACCUUCUACCUGACCGGAAGAGGAAAUUUCAAACUCGGGUACACAGAAAGACUCUAAACCCAACAUUUGAUGAAUCUUUUCAUUUCCCGGUCCCAUAUGACGAGUUACCAAGUCGAAAACUUCACCUCAGUGUGUUUGACUUUGAUAGAUUUUCAAGGCAUGACAUGAUAGGAGAGGUAAUUUUGGAAAACUUGUUUGAUGCCUCAGAUUUGUCAAGAGAGUCUUCUAUCUGGAAGGAUAUUCAGUACGCCACCACGGAAAGUGUGGACCUUGGAGAAAUCAUGUUCUCCCUAUGUUAUCUACCUACAGCAGGACGCCUGACCUUAACAGUGAUAAAGUGUAGAAAUUUAAAAGCAAUGGACAUCACUGGUUAUUCAGAUCCAUAUGUGAAAGUGUCCCUGCUUUGUGAUGGUCGUAGACUAAAAAAGAAGAAAACAACUAUUAAAAAGAAUACCUUAAACCCAACAUAUAAUGAGGCCAUUAUCUUUGAUAUUCCACCAGAGAGUAUGGACCAAGUCAGCCUUCUUAUCUCAGUGAUGGAUUAUGACAGGGUUGGACAUAAUGAAAUUAUUGGAGUGUGUAGAGUUGGUAAUAGCACAGAAGGUCUUGGAAGAGAUCACUGGAAUGAAAUGUUGGCAUAUCCACGAAAGCCUAUAACACACUGGCAUCCACUGGUAGAAAUGAAAAAGUCAUUUAAAGAGUGGCAAGGCCGGGCAGCUAGUUUUGACAGUCAAGGUUCAUGCCCUUCUCCAAAACCUCCACCUACUCCUUGAAACAAAAUGAAACCACUCUCAAGCCUAAUUUUUGC
Molecule: messenger RNA, 1466 nt
Organism: Bufo gargarizans (Asiatic toad)
Lineage: Eukaryota; Metazoa; Chordata; Amphibia; Anura; Bufonidae
Gene: SYT6
Product: synaptotagmin 6
Exons: 8
Coding region: 1-1431 (476 amino acids)
Biological process (GO): calcium-ion regulated exocytosis; cellular response to calcium ion; regulation of dopamine secretion
Cellular component (GO): membrane
Molecular function (GO): syntaxin binding; clathrin binding; calcium ion binding
Source: RefSeq, a predicted model, not a curated record